Gopherus evgoodei (Goodes thornscrub tortoise) is the source of this 4836-nucleotide messenger RNA. It is a transcript of the gene RHBDL3, whose product is annotated as rhomboid like 3. The coding region runs from base 199 to 1422 and encodes 407 amino acids. The record is from RefSeq and is a predicted model, not a curated record. Gene Ontology annotation, molecular function: calcium ion binding; serine-type endopeptidase activity. The transcript has 9 exons. Gene Ontology annotation, cellular component: membrane. Lineage: Eukaryota; Metazoa; Chordata; Testudines; Testudinidae.
CAGCAGCAGCCGCUGUCACCGGCAUGUCUGCGGGAUGGCUCCUGCCUGCGCGCCCGGGAGGCUCCCUGCAAGGAUCGCCCCGGCGGCAGGAGCCGUGACGGAGGAGGCGAAGCUCGGCCAGGUUUGAAAGUUUGCCAGGCACCCGCUAGUUUUAAUUGCUGUCAAGAUCCGCGGGCCGGCGGGGGGCUGUUUCCCAGCAUGGGAGACAGGCGGCCGGAGACUCGCGCCAGCUCUUCCCCUGCCGUGGCUGCCAGCUCCGAGGCGGAAGAAAUAGAGGUUUUAGAGUCGGAGGAUGUCUUGCCUAUGGCCACAGAGGAUCACUGGAAAGCUCUGUUUGAUCAGUUUGACCCCGAGAACACUGGCUACAUCAGCACUGAGAAAUUCCGAAACCUCCUCCAAAGACACGGCUCUGAGCUGGACCCACACAAACUGGAGGUUCUCUUGGCCUUGGCAGACAAUAAUUCAGACGGGAAGAUCUGUUACCAGGACUUCGUCAACCUGAUGAGCAACAAAAGGUCCAAUAGCUUCCGCCAAGCCAUUCUUCAGGGGAACAGGAGGCUGUGCAGCAAGGCACUGCUGGAGGAGUCGGGACUAAGCCUGUCCCAGAGGCUAAUUCGACAUGUUGCGUAUGAGACUCUGCCACGCGAGAUAGACCGGAAGUGGUACUACGAUAGUUAUACCUGCUGUCCUCCGCCCUGGUUCAUGAUUGCGAUCACCAUUGUAGAGGUUGCCUUUUUUCUUUACAACGGAGUGGCAUUAGACAGAUUUGUGCUGCAAGUCACCCAUCCUUUAUACCUGAAGAACUCCUUACUGUAUCAUCCUCAGCUCCGUGCUCAGGCUUGGAGGUACCUAACCUACAUAUUCAUGCAUGCCGGGAUAGAACACCUUGGACUCAAUGUUGCUCUUCAGCUUCUGGUUGGGGUUCCCCUCGAAAUGGUGCAUGGAGCAGCAAGGAUUGGCUUUGUCUAUAUUGCUGGAGUUGUAGCAGGUUCCCUGGCGGUAUCGGUAGCUGACAUGACUGCGCCAGUGGUGGGUUCCUCUGGAGGGGUUUAUGCACUCAUUUCUGCUCAUCUGGCCAACAUAGUAAUGAACUGGUCUGGAAUGAAGUGCCAAUUCAAGCUGCUGCGCAUGGCUCUUGCAUUGAUCUGUAUGAGCUUUGAAUUUGGAAGGGCUGUGUGGCUGCGGUUCCAUCCAUCUGCUUACCCCCCAUGUCCACACCCAAGCUUCGUUGCCCACCUGGGCGGGGUAUUGGUUGGAAUCACACUGGGGGUGGUCAUCCUAAGGAACUAUGAGCAGAGACUCCAAGACCAGUCCUUAUGGUGGAUCUUUAUUUUUAUUUAUGUCGUCUUUGUAUUGUUCGCCAUCUUUUGGAAUGUUUUUGCCUACAAUCUGUUGGAUCUGAAGCUACCUCCACCUCCUUGAGAGCCUGAGACAGAGAACUCUGGAGGGCAAAAGACUUUCCAUCUGCCAGCUAUGUUAAAUGAAUCGAAACCAAGGAUUUAUUUUUAUAUGAUGAUUAGGGGAUAGGUCAAUGAUCUUCUGAAAAUGCACAAGUUAAGGAAACGUGUGGCAUCGUUUCUGGCUAACUGUACUGUAUGCUGAUGAAGAUGGUUUAAGCUAAAAUCUAACAGUAGAACUGGUCUGAGAGAAGUUUGGGCAUAAGUCAUACAGGUACUGUUAACACUCAGUCGGGAUCCAAUCGUGCAGCCUCUCCAUUGUGGCUACUCCCCUGAGGAAGGGCUGCAGGAUCAACCCUAUGUUUGUAACUGGGAAUUUACCACUCAGUUUAUUAGUGCACACAGUGAUGUUUAGUUUGGGUCACUUAAAUUUUUCCAAGUUAUGCUGGAUCCGUGACUAGUUGGUUUAUGAAAAUCCUGUGUUUAACUGAACAGUAAAAGAAAAACAAGCUUCACUUUUACUAACUAGAGCGUAGGUGCUGGAACUAGGGGUUCUGCCACACACCCUGGCUUGAUGUAGUAAUGACAACCCAAAUACAUGGUUUCUGCCUUCAGCAUCCCCGCUGUAAAAACUGUUCCAGCACCACUGAACUAGAGACUCAAGGGACGCUGAUAAGGCAACUUGAAUUUGGUUUUAACGGUUGAGUUUGACUGGUCAGCCAUGCCUAGGGUGACCAGAUGUUCCUUUUUUAAAGGGACAGUCCUGGUUUGGGGGACUUUUUCUUAUAUAGGCACCUGUUCCCCCCCAUCCCAUUUUUUCACAGUUGCUAUCUGGUCAUCCUAGCCAUGCCACUGUCAUUGUCUUAUUAAUUGAAUGAUUACUUAAAUAUUUAGUCUAUAGUUUAGACUGUCUUAAGCAACUUCCAAAGGGGCAAGCAAAACCCAUCAUGAUAUACGUUGAUCUUCAACUAAAUGUCAAACAAGAUUGCACUAGAAACCUUGGGGGUACCAUACAGUGGUUGUUUCAGACAGGACACCGUAUCAGAGGUAGGUCUUACCAUCAGUACAUGUUUCACUUGAUUUUUACAACCCGUUCUGGUAAAUAAUGUGGCUGAGUUUUCUCUUCUGGGUGGAGGCAGUUUAGGAUUUUGCUCAUGGUCAGUUGUGCUUUUAUAUUGGUUGACAAUCAGGUUGUUUUAUUCUGCCCUUUCUUUCUGGCUAUGUAUGGUCUAACACCCUGUCUGCAAAAAGUUUGGAAAGAGUGUCAGUCUCCAGCAGGGUUUGCUUAAAUGCAGUUCUUGCUAGAGGAGUGUGGACAUGAUUUCCCUCAUGUAAAACCAUGCUACAAACUAUUCAGUAUGCUAGAGGCCAAGUUUAUCCACCAAAGUCAGCUGAGUUACGCCAGGGAUUUAUUUGCCACUAGUUCCCUACCCAAGUCUGUCGUCUCUGGCUUGGCUGGUCAACUAAUGCUUGUAAAAUACUGGGAAUAACUGUUGCGUGUGGACACCAAGUCUUGCCUAGGCAAUGGACCUUUAUGGGUUCCAAGCAACAAUUAGUUGUGAUGCCUUUUUGCCUAGUAUAGCUAGGCCAUAGGUUUUAUAGAUCCCUAACUAGUUUAUAGUACAGUUUGUAAAGCAAAAAGGCCUAAUAGCUUGACUCACCAUGCCUAUAUAGACCAGGGAAACCAUAUAAAACCCUUUGUUGUAUGGGCCAUGCUUUAAGCACAAACCUCUAGUAAAGUGCUUAUGUUAGUUCACAUUUCACUGUUGAUAGCUACCUGCAUAGCAGAAAAAAAAACAGUCCAGGAAGGUGGAGGAUUUACCCUCUUAUAGGUUUCCCUUAAUCCUCUGUCCCUUCUAUAUUAUCAUAGAUUUUAAGGCCAGAAAAGACCAUCAGAUUGUGUGACCUCCUUUAUAACACAGACCAUAGAAUUUCAUCAUGACUAAAGCAUAUCUUCUGUCUUAAGUGGAUGACUUUGAUAACACAGAAAAGGUGUGUGUGCAGAGUGUGAAAUUCACCCCUGUGCAGAGGGCCAGCAGGAGGCUUAUGCAUCAAUUAAAUCUCACCUCAGACACAUUACUAGGGGCUUAGGUGAGAUGUGAUCAGGGCUUAGAUCUUGUUGGUCCUGUGCACAGGGGUGAAUUUCACCCAUUCCAUAAGAUGGGGGUAGGAUACAUGACUUCUAAAUCACAAGCUGAGAGGGUCAAAAAUGCUCAAGUUUUUUGGGGGAAUUUUUUCCCAGUUUAAAAAAAAAAGUUUUGAUGGACAGUUUUUGACCAUCUCUAUUUACAAGGCUUGUAAUGCCCCCUAGCUGGGGAAAACAGAAUCCUGACAUUGUCUCCUGAGAUCUGGGUCUCCUAUUUCAGAGGCACCAGGUCUGGAACCCUACCAGGUGGCUUCCUAAUCUCUGCCAAAGACAAACUCACAUUAUUAUAUGAUUUGGGCACAGUUUGGAAUCAGUCUUGCUGUCACUACGUUAGCGAGUUUAGUUUGUCUUUCAGUAACGCCUCUCUCCAUUCCUGAGCUUUAUUCUCUUGUCCACCUAGAUGAUGCCAGUGCUGAUGCUGAAGGCUGUGACCUCCGCCCAAGUGUUAACUCAGUGAUGUUCUUCAUGUCAUUUUAAUCCCUGCGGUUUGGAUAAAAAACACUCUCCAUGGUGAAAGUUUGACUCCACUAAACUCAAUGGCAAAGCUCCCAUUGACUUCACUGGGGUCAGGGUUUCACCCCAUCUGUUUUUAGGGUAUUAAAUGAGCCUUAUCUGCAAAGGAAACUUUUAUUUCCCCUUCUUCAUGUGCCAUAUAUGAAAGAUUUGAAGGCUAUUGCAACAGCAACAAAAUUAUUCCCCUUAGUCUGAAGCAUGGUUCAUAGGACGCCACUUCAAGGAAGCCUUGUAAUAGGAAAGCAUAAGGCCUAUCGUUUGAGAGCACUUGUGGGUUUCUUUGGUAUGGGUCCAAUUCCAAAUUCCAUUUUAUCCCUGCAGUUCGGAGCCAGCUCUAAACAAUCACAUGUCAAGAGUUUGGAUCCUUUGUUCCAGGUCAGAGAUCAUUCUGGGUGUUUCAUAGUGAGAGAUGCAGUGUAGUUAUAGCUGUGUCAGUCACAGGAUAUUAGGGAGACAAGGUGAGUGAGGUAAAUAAAAGAUUACCUCACUCAUCUUGUGUCAUAAUGAUAGAGACAGCAUCCUUGAGUGGGUGGGAGAGCAGGGAGAGAGGAAUAACUAGAGAUUAGAUAAUUAGUUGCUAAAAACAUUGUUCAGAUUGAAGGAGGAAGACAUCUCUGUUUCAAUCGCCUUCUCUGGAUAUUGCUAAAUCAUACCUUUUACAAAUGCCUUUAAACUAGAGCUGGUCAGAAAAUGGAGUUUUCCACAUGGAAUAUUGUGAUAAAAAUGAAAAAAAAAUUCAUUGACAUUUUCAGCAAAAAAAUGACUUUUCAUCAACAAAAC